AAAAAAAAGCUAAUCGAAAGGAUAUGUCUAGGGCUAACUCCUCCGCCGCUGAUGCCGAAAUCACAGAUUCGACGAUGUUAUCUCCGCCGCUGAAGAAGGCGAAGACAGAUCAAAAGGCGGAGAAAGAGGUCCUUCCACCACUACGAACUUUCCGCAAAGUGGAUUGGGAGGAUCCGGAAUAUUGGAGACAGCGAGAUAUGUUUUUGGAGGAAUGUGAAAAGAACGACUUUUACGAUCUGGAUUUGGAUAAAUAUGACUACUGCUUCGCUCCAGCCAAAUUCGAAUGGGGACUCAAAUUCGAUCCGGAACUUAGCAAAGACGAAUUGAUGAAACUGCUCAUAAAGGCAGCCAUCGACGCAGAAAACGAAGACAAUGGAACAAAUCUAGAGUUUGUCAAGUAUGUGUGUGCAAAUGUAAGAGGUGCACAAGGUUUUUGUUUCUACAUAACACUUUGGGCAAGAGAUCUUUCGUCAUCAGAUCCUGAGCCAAAACUAUACUGGACAUUGGUGCGCAAGUUUCGUGGUGAGUUCCAUGUUGUCGAAUUCAAGCUAAGGCCAACACAAUAUGAUGUACUAUUAACUGAUGACUGA
Molecule: messenger RNA, 590 nt
Organism: Eutrema salsugineum
Lineage: Eukaryota; Viridiplantae; Streptophyta; Magnoliopsida; Brassicales; Brassicaceae
Exons: 3
Coding region: 24-590 (188 amino acids)
Source: RefSeq, a predicted model, not a curated record